AAACACAAUGGCAGCCAGCGGUACAGCUGUGACGGUCCUUACUCCAAAUGGAAGAAGACAAACAGUUAAAGUGUCUGCAAACACACCUUUAUUACAGGUGCUGGAGGACGUCUGCAAAAAGCACGGAUUUAACCCCGAAGAUCACGGUUUGAAAUUUCAGAGGACUGUUCUUGACCUCACGGUGCCGAUGAGGUUUGCCAACCUUCCCAACAAUGCUAAAUUGGAAAUGGUGUCAAGUACAAGGAAGCAGGUUGUAGCUGACAGCCAGGUGCGGAUUGCGCUACAGAUGGAGGAUGGCUCCCGUCUGCAGGGUUCUUUUUCUUGUGGACAGAGCUUGUGGGAGCUGCUCACACAUUUCCCCCAGAUCAGCGUGUCGGAGCUGUCCGAGACAGGAUCCAUCCCCGCUUGUGUUUACAUGAGAGACGAGGUGAGUGGGGAAGAAGCGCUCAAGAAGGCCACUCUGAAGUCUCUGGGUCUGACAGGAGGAAGUGCUAUUGUCAGGUUUUUAGUCAAAAAGAACAAAGCACCAGGAGAGGAAGAUGACGGGGAAGCCACUGAAACCGCUGCAGUGCCAAUGACACCUGUUGCCAAGGAAAGCACACCUAGUCCAUCACCUCAGCCCGAUCCUGCUCCACCACAUCCAGAUACUUCAGAAACAAAAGUGCCAACUGAAAAUGUAAGCCCUGCCAUUCCAAUGGAAACCCAACCUGCACCGAAUCCUGCCUCUGCCACGAGCACCCUUCCUGUUGAACAGGAAGUGUUUCCAAACCCCCAAGAUUCAGUUCGGCCAAAAGCUGCACCUGUCAGAAGAGGAAUGCCGGAGGAGGACGGAGAGGAAGCGGGGCCAUCAGGACUCAACUCACACCCUUCCACCUCCUCCUCCUCUUCCUCCUCUCCUGCUCCCGCUCCCUCGGCCCCAUUCAUUCCCUUUUCUGGAGGUGGUCAGCGCCUCGGUGGUCCGGCGGGAGGAGCAGUCGGACGUACACUAUCCUCAUCGUCAUCAUCCUCAUCUCUGCCAGCUCUCACGUCUUCAGUAGAAUCCCCCAAAGCCAAGAAAGCCAAAUCCAGCUACGGUUCAGGCUCCAAGCAUCAAGCCACUGCCAACCAGCCAGAUGAGGACAUGGAGCAUGGAGAGCAGUUCUUGAAGCCGGUGGAGAGGGAGCCUCUCAUAUAUCACUUGGAGACUAUGUCACAUAAGUCGGAUCAGCACGGCGAUCUGCCCGACGAGUUCUUUGAAGUGACCAUGGAUGAUGUGCGCAAGCGCUUCUCCCAGCUGAAGAGCGAGAGGAAGUCACUGGAGGAGACUCCACUCAUGACUAAAUCUCUGAGAGAAGCUCAGAUGAAGGAGAAGAUGGACAGAUAUCCCAAAGUGGUCCUGAGGGUCCAGUUUCCAGACAGACAUGUUCUACAGGGUUUCUUCAGGCCUCUGGAGACAGUUGGUGCCGUGAAGAGUUUUGUGAGGAGUCACUUGGAGGAUCUUCAGCUCAGUUUCUAUCUGUUCAUCACGCCCCCGAAAACCAUUCUGGACGAUCCUUCAGCCACACUUUUCCAGGCCGACCUGUUUCCUGGUGCACUGGUCUACUUCGGCUCCAAUGUUAAGACAGAAUCUUACUUAAAGAGGGAACUGCUAGGAUCCACUGUCUCGGCCUUGCAAGCAAAUGAGUCCAUAGCGAGCUGCAUGCCCAGGUCUGCGACACCCUCCUCCACCCCUGUGGCCUCCCAGGAGCCACUGUCUCCUCCACAGCCGACAGCAGACGCUGGCGGCUCCACACAGAAUGGGCGAGACCAGCCUGAACACACCCAGGCUGCUAAACCCAACAGGUCUGACCCGGGCAAGGUUCCCAAGUGGCUCAAGCUUCCAGGUAAGAAAUGAGACGGCUGCUGUCUGUUGAUGAGAUAACUGACGACGACAGACAUUUUGACAAACUCUGCUUUGCACAUUUGAGUACAGCACUUAAGUCUUUGCUGCGCUGCCGUAAAGGCUUAACAUUUUGAAUGCAGUGGACUUUGACCCAUCAUGGAGGGGACACCGGCACUCAAAUAGGUAUAAAAAAAAAAAAACGGUCAAAAUGAUAAAAAAGAGUGAAUAUUUCAUUUGCCAAGAAAGUUGACGUGUUUUAUUCCAGUUGAUCUCUGGAAGGAAAGGAGUGCUGAAGAGGUUGUUUUUAUUCUGCACAGCUUAAAAAAAGAAAAGUAGAAUAAAUGAAUAAAGAUUGUUGUU
Molecule: messenger RNA, 2221 nt
Organism: Scomber scombrus (Atlantic mackerel)
Lineage: Eukaryota; Metazoa; Chordata; Actinopteri; Scombriformes; Scombridae
Gene: aspscr1
Product: ASPSCR1 tether for SLC2A4, UBX domain containing
Exons: 17
Coding region: 8-1873 (621 amino acids)
Biological process (GO): signal transduction
Molecular function (GO): protein binding
Source: RefSeq, a predicted model, not a curated record